GCUUCCUGAUCCUGAACUCACUGAAAACACCGAAUAUACUCAUGCUAUGGUUGUUUCGAAAUCGUUCGAACCUGAAAACAGUUGGAUAUCGCUUUCAACACCACGUGACAGCGGCAAUGCACAUUGCACUGAAUGCACUUUUCCUGGCUGCGGUUGACGCCGUAAAACCGAAAGCUCUUUUUGAGAACUAUCUUAAAAAUUCUGAGGUCUCUAAGCAGCUACAAAUUCCAAAUAAACGUUACCAUUUGGUUGGUUUCGGAAAGGCAGUUCUUGGAAUGGCAGUUCAGAUGGAGCACGUUCUUGGUGAUAGGUUGCAGAGUGGUUGCAUUAGUAUUCCUGUUGGGACGCUCGAACGGUUUAAACGCGAUAAAGACUUCCAGUUGAGCAGUACAAUGAAAAUAAAAGUGUUUGAAGGAGCCAGAAAUAAUCUGCCAGACCAGGAUGCGGUUGAAGCUGCGAGAAUGGUAAAAUCGCUUGCGGAGAGCAUGACACUGGAUGAUGUUCUAUGUGUGAUUAUUUCCGGUGGAGGUUCAGCAUUGCUUUCGCUACCAAUGGCUCCUGUUACACUACCGGAGAAGUUAUUUGUGAUCAAACAACUUGCAGCGGCGGGUGCUUCUAUUGACGAAUUGAACACUGUAAGGAUUCAGCUAUCCGAUGUGAAAGGUGGUAAACUUGCACUAGCAGCGAAGAAUUCAUACAACUUGAUAAGCUUUAUAGUAUCGGAUAUUAUCGGAGAUCCUAUUUCUUUGAUUGCAAGUGGUCCGACAGUAAGAAUUUCUUCCACAAAUUACGCUGCUUUAAAGAUUUUAGAAAAAUAUAAUUUAAUCGGUAUGGUACCAAAAUCCAUAGAACAAGUUCUCAGCAGUCCUGAAGCUAUUCAAACACAAGACGAAUUCGGAGAAGCUCAUUUGAUUGGAUCUAACAAAGUUGCUGUAGAUUGCAUUUUUCAAAGAGCCGCAGAAUUCGGAUUGACCGCAAUGGUGAUAUCAACCCGUGUUCAAGGAAAUGUGGAGGAACUUUGCAAAGCUUACAUCACUCUAACAACGGCCAUAAUUCAGUUUCGGAACCAGCAGAUUGAUAAACAAAAUUUUAUCACUCAAAUCACCCAACUGGACAAAAUACUCUACUUUGAGCAAUCGAAAAUCAGUAAGCUAGUAGAGCUAACAUCUAACUCGACCGGAAAGGAUAUUUUAUUGGUCGCGGGAGGAGAGCCCACGGUUGUACUGCAGGGAACUGGAAUCGGUGGGCGAAAUCAGGAACUGGCCUUACGCUUCGGCUAUGAAUGUUUUCAGCGAGGAGAGAUACUACAGAAUGUUGUUCUACUUUCAGCCGGAACUGACGGAAUCGAUGGACCGACUGAUGCGGCCGGUGCAUUCGGUGGAGCUAACGUGAUAGAACAGUACAUCCAGCAGGAAUGUAUAGAACCAGUUGAAGAUUUUAUUAAGAAUAAUGAUUCGUGUAGUUUCUAUCGGAUAGUUAGGGGUGGGAAGUAUCAAAUUAUUACUGGCCAUACAGGAACUAACGUAAUGGACAUUCAUAUGUUGUACAUUCCAAAAAUAUAAGCUAGGGGAAAAUAAACUAGUCAGAUUUCUUGGGAUCGGGCCCUCCGCAACAUUUUAUUUCUGGACAAAUCGAUUGUUUUGGUCGAAAAUCCAGAACUUAACUUUGUGCUAGACUUUCAGUGUCUUUGGAACAAAUUCUCUACAAUAAGUGCCCUUCAUUUCGAGGAAAACAAAUUUAGGGUGGUCCUCUCGAUUUUUUAAAUUAAAAAAUCUGAAUGGAAAAAGA
This is a messenger RNA of Topomyia yanbarensis, 1788 nucleotides long. RefSeq names its product glycerate kinase. NCBI's taxonomy places the organism in Eukaryota, Metazoa, Arthropoda, Insecta, Diptera, Culicidae. Gene Ontology annotation, molecular function: glycerate kinase activity. Gene Ontology annotation, biological process: protein phosphorylation. The record is from RefSeq and is a predicted model, not a curated record. Bases 42 to 1562 code for a protein of 506 amino acids. The transcript has a single exon. Gene Ontology annotation, cellular component: cytoplasm.